AUGGGACUAACUGAAGAAGAACAACAGCACCAGCAGCUAUUGCAAACAUAUGCACAGGCCACUCGACAGGACCUAGCAAAUCUCACAGCGUCGUCCUUAGCGCAGGCUAUGGUGUCGCCAAUGACAGUGUCAGGGCUGGCUUCUAGCCUGCUUCAACAAUUGCAUGCCGGCAUCAUCAUCACUGCCUUGCCUGGACCGACUCCCACAACACACAUCACACCUACACCCACACCUAUGGAUGACACUGCGUCUGACGAUGAAGAUCCCAAACGAGGCAGCACACGGAGCAUGAGUAACGAUGAACGGCGACAGAGGAGACUUUUACGCAAUCGGGUGGCAGCCAAAGAGUGCCGAAAGAAAAAAAAGCAAUAUAUCCAGGAAAUGGAAGACAAAAUUCGCCGGCUUGAAGAAGAGAAUGUGCGGCUGCACAAGCAGGUUGCAGAGAUCCACGCAAAACUAACGCUUGGGUCUCUGCACACAAACGAAGGCUAUCGACUGAUGAAGGAAGUCGAGGAACUCAACGCAAAACUCGGCAUGGCUCACUUACCAUCCACCAGUGCACUCACGGCUGCAGUGGUGGCGGCUGCUCAGCAGGCAUUAAAAUCAGAACCUCCAUUAUUACUAGGACUGCCAGAAAAGGACCUUAGUCGGGCACGGAUGAAAGAACUCAAGUCAAACUGUGCGGAACUAGAAAUCUCUCAACACACAGAAGCUGAAUGA
Phycomyces blakesleeanus NRRL 1555(-) is the source of this 720-nucleotide messenger RNA. RefSeq names its product Skn-1-like basic-leucine zipper transcription factor. Gene Ontology annotation, biological process: regulation of transcription by RNA polymerase II. Gene Ontology annotation, molecular function: RNA polymerase II cis-regulatory region sequence-specific DNA binding; DNA-binding transcription factor activity, RNA polymerase II-specific. Bases 1 to 720 code for a protein of 239 amino acids. NCBI's taxonomy places the organism in Eukaryota, Fungi, Mucoromycota, Mucoromycetes, Mucorales, Phycomycetaceae. The transcript has a single exon. The record is from RefSeq and is a predicted model, not a curated record.